Messenger RNA from Penicillium maclennaniae, 1596 nucleotides. RefSeq lists its product as uncharacterized. Lineage: Eukaryota; Fungi; Ascomycota; Eurotiomycetes; Eurotiales; Aspergillaceae. The coding region runs from base 1 to 1596 and encodes 531 amino acids. Gene Ontology annotation, molecular function: amino acid transmembrane transporter activity. The transcript has 3 exons. Gene Ontology annotation, cellular component: membrane. The record is from RefSeq and is a predicted model, not a curated record. Gene Ontology annotation, biological process: amino acid transmembrane transport.
AUGAACCAGGACGACGAGGUUACCAGUGCACACAGCCAUGGCGAAAUUGAGACUAAGGAUAUCAAGCAAUUGAAAGCUCGGCAUGAUGGCCGGGUCAAUGAAUAUGACGUCGAUGCGGAGGAGAAGCAAGUCAUUGGUGAAUCGGCGCCGUUGCCGGAUUUGCAACGGAAGCUGAAGAGUCGGCACCUGUCGAUGAUUGCGAUUGGCGGCACGAUCGGAACAGGCCUGUUUAUUGGUAGUGGAACAGCAAUCGCCUACGCAGGUCCAGUCGGCGCAUUACUUGCAUUUCUAUUUGUGGGAUCCAUUGUGUUCUCCGUCAUGUCAGCUCUUGGGGAGGUUGCCACCUUUCUACCUAUCCCGGGAGCAUUUGCUUCUUAUGCCACCCGACUGGUGGACCCAAGCUUGGGUUUUGCAAUGGGCUGGAUCUACUGGUUCUCGUGGGCAUCAACCUUCGCCUUGGAACUGACUGCGACCGGUCUGAUUAUCCAAUACUGGGAGCAAUCACUCCCGAUCGCUGGAUUCAUAGCCUUAUUCUGGGUCCUUAUAAUUGCUCUAAAUAUGUUGCCGGUGAGCUGCUACGGUGAAACCGAGUUCUGGUUAUCAAGUGUCAAGGUCCUGACCGUAGUCGGGUUCAUGAUCUUUGCAAUUUGCAUGAAUGCUGGUGUCGGCGACGAAGGCUAUAUCGGCUUCAGGUACUGGGAUGCGCUGGCGAAGUUCCUGGGUUUCUGGGCCGUUCUCAUCAAAGCUGCAUUCUCGUACCAGGGUACUGAGCUUGUCGGCAUCGCGGCGGGUGAGACUGAAAACCCGCGCAAGAGCGUACCGAGUGCAAUUCGGAAAACCUUCUUCCGAAUCAUAUUCUUCUUCGUAUUGACGAUCUUUUUCAUCGGCAUUGUUGUGCCCUCGGAUGACACGCACCUCACAGCUAGCGAAGGCACUGGCGCGAGCGCGAACAACGCAAAUGCGUCGCCCUUUGUUAUUGCUGCGAAUCGCGCGGGCGUCAAAGUGCUGCCAAGCAUUAUCAACACUGUAUUGUUGACCGUCGUCCUUUCCGCGGCCAACUCCAAUGUUUACAGCGGAAGUCGAAUCCUCGUCGGCUUGGCCCACGAGGGCUUCGCGCCGCGCUUUUUCGUGAAGACCACGAAAUGGGGGACACCCUAUUAUAGCGUGGGCUUCACUGCUCUAUUCGGUCUUCUUGGCUUCUUGAACAUCUCCAAUGCUGGAGCGACUGUCUUCAACUGGCUGCUUCAGAUCGCCGGUCUCGCUGGUUUAAUUACGUGGUGUGCAUUGAACAUCUGCCAUCUAGCCUUCAUGCGAGCAAUGGAGGCGCGAGGACUUCCUCGUAGUAUCCUGCCUUACAAGUCUCUCUGGCAACCAUGGCUAUCAUAUUAUGGCCUCUUUUUUAAUGUCCUAAUCAUCUUCACUCAGGGCUUCACUGCUUUUAUUCCGUCAUUCAGCGUGACCGACUUCUUCAUCAACUAUCUUAGUCUCAUUUUGUUUGCUGUUUUAUACGCUGGGCAUAAGAUCGCUUAUAGACAGCCAUUUGUCGAUCCUCUUGAGGCGGAUAUUGAUACAGGUCGAGUUGACCUCGAUGAUUAA